Debaryomyces hansenii CBS767 is the source of this 2442-nucleotide messenger RNA. It is a transcript of the gene PXA1, whose product is annotated as ATP-binding cassette long-chain fatty acid transporter. The record is from RefSeq and is a predicted model, not a curated record. Gene Ontology annotation, molecular function: long-chain fatty acid transmembrane transporter activity; ATP binding; ABC-type transporter activity. Gene Ontology annotation, cellular component: peroxisomal membrane. Lineage: Eukaryota; Fungi; Ascomycota; Pichiomycetes; Serinales; Debaryomycetaceae. The coding region runs from base 1 to 2442 and encodes 813 amino acids. Gene Ontology annotation, biological process: peroxisome organization; fatty acid beta-oxidation; very long-chain fatty acid catabolic process. The transcript has a single exon.
AUGGUCAGCAUAUCCACGCUUGCCGGAUAUAACAAAAAUGACAUUCGGAAUCUAUUGUUGAUAUUACAGGAGUUUGUGAUCACAUACAAGGACAACAAGGUCAGUAUCAACUACAAGUCGAGGCCGGUGGUGCUAUUUUUGGGUACGCUUGUGUCCACGGCUGGGUUGGGGGUUUUGUUCACGUUGAGGAGUUUGAUUCACCAGUACUCCGAUUAUCAGUUGAAUAGGAAGCAGAACCGUCCGUUUUUGAUCAGACAAUCGUCCACGAUCUUGAAAAAUGGUAGUCGGGAAAUCUUUAUUUCAAAGGGCAGGAAUUCGACUACGAGGAUCAUAAUUCCGAAGCCCAACAAAGAUCGGUACGCGGCCGACAAGUACUUGUACAAGAACUUUAUGAUCGAUCAGAACUUGAAGACACAGAACAACUUAUUCAACUCAAAGUUUUUGAACCAAUUGAUGAUUAUUUGGAGAAUUUUGAUCCCCCGCUUCUACUCAAAGAAUACGUCGUUGUUGUUGUCCCAGUGCUUUUUCUUGAUUUUGAGAACCUGGUUGUCGUUGUUGGUAGCGAAACUCGACGGGCAGAUCGUGAAGAAUUUGAUCGGUGGUAAUGGGAAGAAGUUUGCUCGUGAUUUGAUAUACUGGUUAUUGAUUGCGUUCCCAGCAUCUUACACCAAUGCGGCCAUUAAAUACUUGACGAACAGGUUAUCGUUGAGCUUCAGAACAAACUUGAUUAGAUAUGUGCAUGACAUGUAUCUUGACAAGAUGAUGGUUUAUUAUAAGGUGUCACUUAAUGAGUCUAGAAUUCAAAAUAUCGACCAGUACAUCACAAAUGAUAUAACUAAAUUCUGUGAUUCGAUCUGUGGGUUAUUUUCGAGUAUGGGUAAACCCAUGAUCGACUUGAUCUUUUUUGCGGUUUACUUAAGAGAUACCUUGGGAACCGGUGCAUUGGUUGGUAUUUUCAGUAAUUAUUUUUUGACAGCAUGGUUUUUGAAGAAGAACACCCCGGCGUUCGGAAAGUUGUCUGCAACGGGUACUCACCUUGAAGGUCAGUACUAUAACCAGCACUUGAAUUUGAUUACGAACAGCGAGGAGAUUGCGUUCUAUAAAGGUUCGGUGAUUGAGAAGUCUAAACUUAAAGAAACGUACCAUGAUUUAUCGGAACACUUACGUGAUGAAAUUAAUACAACCUUUGGUUAUUCAGUCAUAGAAGACUACAUCUUAAAGUAUACAUGGUCUGCCUGGGGUUAUGUCUUUGCUGGCUUGCCAGUUUUCCUUGAGGAUUUCUGGAAGACAAUACAACAAAUGAGGAACAAUGGACCGGUCGAAGAAGAUAAGAAUGCCGCUGUUAAUGAGAAGCAAAACAUGAGGCAAUUUGUUAUCAAUAAGAGAUUAAUGUUGUCGUUAGCCGAUGCUGGUUCAAGAUUGAUGUAUUCUAUAAAAGACAUCUCUGAAUUAACCGGUUACACAGAUAGAGUGUUUAAUUUAUUGACCAAUUUACACGAGGUCCAUUCACCUAGAUUUGAUUAUGGCUCUAAACAGGGUAUUAAGGAUAUCAGAGGAACUAUCCAGUCUAACUACUACGAAGGUAUCAGAUUUGAGAAUAUUCCUGUCAUCAUUCCUUCUACCAAGGGUUCCGAAAACAACAAAUUGAUCAACAAAUUAAACUUCCUGAUCAGUCAAAACAAAAACUUAUUGAUCUUAGGAUCUAAUGGGUGUGGUAAGACCUCGAUUGCUAGAAUUAUGGCUGGAUUAUGGCCAUUAUACUUUGGUUUGUUAAGUAAACCAGAUGACGACGAUAUUUUCUACUUGCCCCAGAAAACUUACUUCAACAACGGGAACUUGAGAGACCAAAUCAUCUAUCCCCACAGUUACGACGACAUGCUCGAAAUGGGUUACAAUGACGACCACUUAUACCAUAUUUUAAGAGAAGUCAAGUUGGAAUACUUGUUAACGAGAGAAGGAAAUUUCAAUGUCAAGAAGGACUGGAAGGAUGUGUUCAGCGGUGGUGAGAAGCAAAGAAUGAGUAUUGCCCGGGUCUUGUUUAAAAACCCUAAGUUCGUCAUCUUGGACGAAUCAACCAACGCCGUUUCCACCGACGUGGAGGACUACUUAUUUGAAUUAUUGCAGAAGAAAAAAAUCACCUUCAUCACCUUGAGUCACAGACCUUUAUUAAUGAAAUACCACGACUUCAUUUUAGAGAUAAAGAACUCCACCAGUACUGACGAAAAUGACAUGAGUGGCGUGAAUUGGGAAUUCCAUGACUUGACGUCCGAGGAGAACUUGAAGAGUCUUGAUCAUGAGAUUGACGAAAUCAAACACAAGUUGUCCCAAGUUGAACAAUGGGAGUCGAGAAAAGACGAUAUUGAAAAAUUUUUGGAUGGUAAGUAUGACGAUAUUGAAGAAUCUACGGUAGAAUUACCCCAAAAUCAUAUCCCAACCAUCUAA